Aedes albopictus (Asian tiger mosquito) is the source of this 3537-nucleotide messenger RNA. RefSeq lists its product as uncharacterized. The transcript has 10 exons. The record is from RefSeq and is a predicted model, not a curated record. Lineage: Eukaryota; Metazoa; Arthropoda; Insecta; Diptera; Culicidae. Gene Ontology annotation, cellular component: plasma membrane. Bases 849 to 3026 code for a protein of 725 amino acids.
ACAUCAAUGUAGUUGUCAUGUUCUGAUGAGUUCAUUCAUAUUCUACGUUUACUAUGGGAAAAUGCUUCCUACGUCUUGCAGGCAGUUCCUAUAAGAUCAGAUUCAAAGUGAGACAUUUUUGCGUUCUUCGUAUGUCAAUAUCCUUACUGCUGUUGUGAAAAGUGAAAAAAUAAUACCGUUUAUCGUUAUGCUAUAUAGCACACAAAACAUAUUCAGAAACCCAAUUGAUUAUAGUCCAAUGGCAAUCUAUUACAAUAACAUUCAAGCUUAUGUGUAAGUACGACAGUACCCUGAUCAAGGAGUAUUUUGGAGCAACCAUAAAUGACACAUAUCAGAAGGUUUAUUUACGAUGAUGACGACGAACCUAAAGCAAUGGGCAGUAUAGUAGCUGAUGUUUUGCGUGAUACUACUCUGGUCUUAAAAGUGUAUACAACUGUGAGAAAUGAUUUCAUUAGUGCUAUCGAAGAAUAAGCAUUUAAAAUAACUACUAGAAAUGCAGAAUCGAAUGAAAGCUAAAAUUGUAUUGAUUUAUUUUACCUUCCACCGGUCAUUGACGCAACCAGACAAUUUCCAAUCAUAAAGCAUCCACAUAUGGUAUGUUUUAAGAUUUGUUGAAAUAGUCAUCAUAACGAAGCAUUCACUUCUUUCAUCACAUAGCCAAUAUAAACCAUAUGGAACAUUUGCUUCAAACUAGACAUACUUACUCCAGAUCGUGUUAAAAGAAAUAGCCUGAUUUAAACAUUAUCGAUCGUCAUGUUUCGUUUUUUACUACAAGUAGAGAAAACAUACGAUGUGUUGCUGGUGUCUAUAUGAUGAAGGAAAAUCAAUGAACAGUAAUUUCGGAUGGAAUGCAUGUUUAUACCAUCGUUAUUUUAAUCCUGCAACUAACCAACCCCGCUGCGAUGAGGCCCAGUACGUUAAAUUUGCAACAUCAACACAAUCAUGACGUAUCAAAAAACAUAAUAAGGGAAGCAUACAGAGCAUGGAAUGAACGAUCUGAAAAUUGUGUUGUACCAGAGUCUAAUAUUCAGCCCCUUUUUCGUGAUUUUAAAUUAUUUCCGACAUCUGAACAAGUACAUGACAUGUUAAGAACUGCAAGGCUAAUCGUGCGAGGUUGCAGUAAUUGUAACAAAGCAUCCAAACAAAAUAACGGAUUGACAUUCGGAGAAUUCUCAGUGUUGUUAACAGAUAUACGUAAAAUAAGGCACACAUCCAUAUAUAAUAGUCAUGACAUUAUUCAGCCAUCUGGGAAUAGUGUUACAGAUUCAUCCCAAACUAGCAAAGUAACUAAUUCAGAGCUCGAUGAACAACCUACACCAAACAAUGAAACCACAUCAGGUCCAGAGGUUUUUCUGGGAGGCUCCUGUAAUCCAACAACUUGGCGAGCAGAUGUGGCAAUACCAACGCUGAAGAAACUGGGAAUUACUUUUUUCAAUCCGCAAGUUUCAGAAUGGACACCAGAUCUUCUAGAAUUGGAGCAUCGAGCGAAAGAAAAAGCAAAAGUACUAUUUUUUGUUAUGGAUCCUCAAACAAGAUCAACCGCUGGUGCAAUUGAAGUAGCUAACAUAGCUGGGCGUAAUUCAAAGCACCUUGUUUUAGUGCUAUUACCAUACUCACAGCAGCAAAAAAUUUUAAAUGAAACGUUGGCAUUAGAUGAAUACAUGGAUCUUUCUCGAAAUCAGCAAUUACUGAAGCAGCUAGUACGACGAAGGGGACUUCCAGUGCUCGAUAAGGUGUCUUUAGCAUUGGAGCACAUAAAAAAUAUUCUAUCUGGCGGACCGUGCCGGGAUCAACCCCAUAACAUAGCGACAAGAUUGAUAUCUGUACGACGAACCUUUGACAGAGUGGCGAGCAAUGGCAAUGAAGUUAUAAGUUUAACCCAAUGUCAAACAGCCCUCGCUGCACUCGGUUAUCCAACCAGCAUAGUUACAAUUAGCAUGAUAAAACAAAUUUUAGCAUAUCUCGAUGAUGUGUGUCGACAGGAGUCUGGAAAUUCAACAUCAUCAAAGACUACGAAUGGUUAUGCAGAUGAUAAUAUAUCGAUUACGUUCGACAACUUCUGUAUAAUAGAGUCUUACCUAUCCGUCCUUCAGCAGGAGAUUCUAGAAACGAGUUGUGUUUCACCCAUUAAAGGAACCAAUCUACAACAGCCACCAAUAUACCUUACGGAUUUUCAAGGUUGGAGCCGCCGAGUACUCCCUUCGCCUAUCAGUACGGGAAAGCAUUUUUCACUGGAGGCCACCAUUUCCAGAAACCAUCAGUCUUCAAAUUCUUAUGAUUUCAAAGAUACGGUGAAAAAUAAAAAUAAUACCAGUGAAGCAAGCAGAGAAAAUACUGCAUCUUCAAACACCUCUGACGUUGCUGUUUCCAAUGCACCUGCAAAAGGAUAUCUAAGUGCAAUUGGUCAAAACCACAUAGGAAAAGAUUUUUUCCUUCGAUUGCAGGAAAAUGAGAGUCCGCUAAAAGCAGUGACACCGGAGCAAAAUGAUUCAACCUUUUCUUCAAGUGAUAGCGAAAAUGAUGGUCUAAAAACGCGUGAUUUGUAUCUUGGUGGCAGUUGCUGGUUAUUGUCGAAUUGGCAACAGAACUAUGCAGUGCCUUAUCUGAAGUCGAAAAAUAUUACCUUCUACACAUCUUCAUUACAUGAAGGGCCUGUAAAAUCUUUCAAUUUGCAUGAAACAGGAGAAAUACGUAUUACGGCAAAUGAUCAACUUGUAUUUGAUCCAGCAAUUUUAGAUGCAAGUCGAAUACUGCUUUUCGUGAUAGGCGAUCAGACCAGAUCUUUGGGCGCAAUGACAAUGGCAGCGCAUUACAUGGGUCUAGGCUAUAACAUAGUCCUGUGCGUUCAAAUGCUACCUAAUGAAUGCAGAAUCAAUGGUACACAGCUUUCCAGUUCGGCAAUCAAAGAUUACAACCGAGGUCGAGCGUAUUUGAUUGAUUUAGCCAAACGGCAGAAUAUCCCUGUAUAUAGUAACAUAGAAGAUGCCCUCGAAUCUGCAAUAGAAAAGUUAAACUGCACUAGAUGAACAACAAUGGAAACAUCCGCAAAAUGAAUCUGCAAUCAGUUGAUUUUUGUGGGUAAAAAGUUGACUCCUUGUAAAACAACUUGAAUCAGUGUAUAGCAUUUUCUCAUAUUAGAUCUGAUUGAAUGGCUCGUGUCGACAAUGCAGUACUUAGUUGGAGCACACACAAUGUAAAACAAUAGAAAUUAUUCAAUGCAUCACACCAGAACAUCUAGCCUUAAAUGAAUAUGUUGACUAACCUUUUAGUUAUGGGCCAUGAUCCAAUCAUACUCUUACAAACAUGACUUACGCUUGUACAUAAAAUAUUCAGUAACAUUUAAUUAUUAUAAAUAUUUUACUAAUUUAAAUAUUGCAAGCUAAAAUAUGCCCAAUGUUCAAAGCAUUUGGUUCUCGAAAAACGUCCCCUAUCUUUAUUUAGUUUAUUAAUGUACCACUGGAAACGCAAAAAUACAACCUGUUAUAGCCCAGAAUAUACACGAAGGGUAUUUAAUAAAUAAAAAUUUAAAAAAAAAAA